AUGCCGCCAUUAUUGUCUACAGUCAACUGUGAAACACCCACCUCAGGUUCGCGUUUCGGAGAUGACUUCGCCAAAUGGUUCAGGAUUCUGGAAAAGUACAACGUCCUCAGCGUCAGUCCGGGGCUGGAGCAGCUGGGAAACAUCAAGUGGGAACUGGUUCUGUGUCUCUUUGUUUCUUGGUUUCUCAUAUUUGCCUGUUUAGCCAAGGGUGUCAGGUCUGUCGGGAAGGUUGUGUACGUGACUGCGACACUGCCAUAUGUUUUUCUCUUCAUCCUGCUUGUCCGUGGACUGACCUUACCUGGAGGAACAGAUGGAGCUCUGUUUUACAUUACCCCUAAUUUCAGGAAAUUAUUAAACAUACAGGUUUGGAUUGAAGCAUGUGUGCAGGUAUUCUUCUCUCUUGGCCCAGCUUGGGGAGGAAUUAUCACAUUGUCCAGCUUUAACAAAUUUAAUAGCAACUGUCUAAGGAAUGCAGUCAUCUGCACGUCCGUUGGUGCCGGAACAAGCUUAUUUGCCGGUGCAGUGGUCUUUUCCGUUCUUGGCUUCAUGGCACAUAACGCAGGUGUUCCCAUCGCAGAUGUUGUGUCCUCAGGCCCAGGACUAGGAUUUGUUAUUUAUCCAGAAGCACUGGCUCAACUUCCGCUUCCCCAGAUAUGGAGUUUUGUCUUUUUUAUCAUGCUUGUUCUCUUAAUCCUGGAUUCACUGGUGAGACACAAUUUGCCGAAAUAACGUUACAAAGACAAUAUUUGCAUAUCGGCAUAUAAGAACCACAAACGUUUGUAAAAUAAACAACUAAACUUACUAACUAUAUCAUUUGACUCAAUCAUCACAAUUUUAAGAUGCAUCCUGUUAUUCCUUUGGUCUUAAAAUCUUUUAAUAUUAUUUCUCUGCACAGAUGUCUAUGGUUGAAACUGUGAUAUCUGCCAUCAUGGAUGAAUACCCCGUGCUUUUGAAAUGGAGAAUGACUGUAA
Molecule: messenger RNA, 971 nt
Organism: Haliotis rubra (blacklip abalone)
Lineage: Eukaryota; Metazoa; Mollusca; Gastropoda; Lepetellida; Haliotidae
Product: sodium- and chloride-dependent glycine transporter 2-like
Exons: 6
Coding region: 1-729 (242 amino acids)
Biological process (GO): sodium ion transmembrane transport
Cellular component (GO): membrane
Source: RefSeq, a predicted model, not a curated record